UCAGUGGGGGAGGUCGGGGAGUAUGCGUGGACAGCUUUGUAGAGUGUCAGUGUUAGGAUGUUGAAUUUGAUCCGUUGCGCAAUUGGAAGGCCAGUGGAGGGAUUGGCAGAGAGGGGUGGAGUGAAUGGACGAGUGAUUGGAGGCCAGUGGAGGAGGGGCAGAGGGGGGUGGAGAGGGGGGGGGUGGGGUAGGCCUAUUCAGGCGACUCGACUGAUCGUGGCGGGUAGCCUGUGACGAGGCAGGCCAGUGACUGGAGCGGGUUGCAGUUAGUCGAGUCGUGAUAUGAUGAGGGAGUGGCGAUGAGCUGUUUAGUGGUUUUCCUGGAGUUAGGAACGUGCAGUAUAUUUGGCGGGGAUGGUUGCGGG
This is a messenger RNA of Staurois parvus, 365 nucleotides long. The record is from the annotation of a GenBank genome assembly. Lineage: Eukaryota; Metazoa; Chordata; Amphibia; Anura; Ranidae.